Dioscorea cayenensis subsp. rotundata (Guinea yam) is the source of this 336-nucleotide messenger RNA. RefSeq lists its product as uncharacterized. Bases 1 to 336 code for a protein of 111 amino acids. Lineage: Eukaryota; Viridiplantae; Streptophyta; Magnoliopsida; Dioscoreales; Dioscoreaceae. The record is from RefSeq and is a predicted model, not a curated record. The transcript has a single exon.
AUGCCGAAAUAUGCCAAAUUCUUAAAGGACUUCCUCACCAACAAAAGGAAGUUGGAAGAAGUUGAUACGGUGGCUCUUAACGAAAUUUUGUUCACAAUUUUGGACAGAAAGAUGCCGAUGAAGUUGAGAGAUCCUGGAAGUUUCAUGAUCCCAUGCUUGUUAGGUGAUGGUGUGGAAGAGCAUGCACUCACUGAUUUCGGGGCUAGUAUAAACAUGAUGCCAUACACUAUUUACAUGAAGCUCGGCUUAAGGGAGUUGAGGCUGACAAGAAUAACCUUGCAGUUGGAUGAUAGAUCAAUGAGAAGACCACGGGGAAUUGUGGAAGAUGACCAUUGA